Colletotrichum chrysophilum is the source of this 1896-nucleotide messenger RNA. It is a transcript of the gene SPB4, whose product is annotated as ATP-dependent rRNA helicase spb4. Gene Ontology annotation, cellular component: nucleolus. Gene Ontology annotation, molecular function: ATP binding; nucleic acid binding. The transcript has 3 exons. Lineage: Eukaryota; Fungi; Ascomycota; Sordariomycetes; Glomerellales; Glomerellaceae. Bases 1 to 1896 code for a protein of 631 amino acids. The record is from RefSeq and is a predicted model, not a curated record.
AUGGCGCCCGACGAGAAGAAGAAGGACCCUAGGUCCUGGCGUGGACUUACACCUCCCCUGGCCGAAUGGAUCCUCGAUUUCGUCUCUAGUCAAGGCUUCCAGCGCAUGACGCCUGUCCAGGCAGCAUGUCUGCCGCAGUUCCUCGGAAACAAGGACGUCGUAGUAGAGGCCGUCACUGGUAGCGGCAAAACUCUUGCUUUCCUCCUCCCCCUAGUCCAGAAGCUCAUGCGCCUUCCCGAGCCUACGAAGCGCGGCCAUGUCUUUGCCAUCAUCGUGUCACCGACCCGCGAGCUUGCGAUCCAGAUUCACUCCGUUCUCCAGGCCCUCGUCGGCUUCCACCCACCCUCUGCCGAGAUCCUCCCUCACCUCAAGGAGGACGAGAAGCGCCCCGACACCAACGUCCCGGUUAUCGUUCCCCAGCUUCUCGUCGGAGGAAACACGACGACGCAGCAGGACCUCAGCUUCUUCGUGAGACAUGCCCCCAAUGUCCUCGUCUCUACACCCGGCAGACUUGUCGAGCUGCUGGCCUCUCCCCACGUCCACUGCACGCAAGCGACCUUCGAGUUGUUCAUCAUGGAUGAGGCGGAUCGUCUGUUGGAUAUGGGUUUCAAGCAGGAUAUUCAGAGGAUUCUUGGGUAUUUGCCGAAGCAGAGGAGAACGGGUCUGUUCAGCGCGUCGGUUUCGGAGGCUGUGUCCCAGAUCAUCACCGUCGGUCUAAGGAAUCCCGUCAAGAUCGCAGUCAGGGUCAAGAGCUUGAGGGAUGGAGGAAUCAUCGAGGACCGGAAGACACCCAUCAGUCUGCAAAUGUCGUACCUCCUCACCCCAGCGAGCAAGAAGCUGCCAGCGCUUUGCAAGUUGCUGGAGAACCUCAACCCCCGCCCGCAACGGAGCAUUGUCUUCCUGUCAUCAUGCGCGGCCGUGGACUACUUCCAACACGUCCUCCCAACCAUUCUCCCCGACGGCUUUACACUCGUGCCGCUGCACGGAAAGCUUCCUCCCAAGGCUAGAGAAAAGAGUUUCGCCAAGUUCGUCAACUCAGUUUCACCUUCCAUCCUCCUCUGCACAGAUAUCGCCGCCAGAGGUCUUGAUAUUCCUCAGGUUGAUUUCGUCUGCCAAGUCGACCCUCCCGCAGACCCCAAGGUCUUCAUCCACAGAAGCGGACGCGCAGGCAGAGCAGGCCGAAAGGGCUUGGCCGUGGUCUUCCUGCAGCCUGGCCAUGAGGAGGACUACAUCCCCUUCCUCGAAGUCCGCAAGACGCCCAUUCACCCUCUCACGAAACCCGAAGUAGAGAUCUCCGAUGAAGAAGCAAACGAAACAUCAGAAAAGUUCCGCGCCGUCUUGCGCAGCGAUCGCGCUUACCACGACAAGGCCCAAAAAGCCUUCGUCAGCUGGAUGCGCAGCUACGGCGCCCACCAGACGACCUCCAUCUUCCGCGUAAAGGACCUCGACUGGGCUGACCUCGGCAAGGGCUGGGGUCUGCUUCGUCUCCCGCGCAUGCCCGAGACGAAGACCUGGGACGGCGACAAGUGGCUCGGCAACGAGGGCUUCGACUGGGACAACUUCACAUACAAGGACAAGACCCGCGAAGCGGCACGACAGGCAGCGAUCGAGGCGGAGAGGAACGGAGAGAAGGCAGCCGCGGCAGACGCGGUGAAGAAGAAGCGCAAGACCAACGAGGCAUGGAGCAAACAGACUGACAGGGAAGAUCUGAGAGUUGAGCGCCGGGAGAAGAGGAGACGCAAGAAGGAGGCCGAGAGGAUGUCGACGAUGACGGAGGAGGAGAAGAUCAAGGCCAUGGAGCUGAACGAGCUGAUUGUCGAAGUGAGGAAACGGAACCAGGCCAAGGCAGCGAGCGGAAAGGACAAGGAGGACGAGUUUGGGGGGUUCGAUGAUUAA